Messenger RNA from Penicillium taxi, 981 nucleotides. Its product is annotated as fungal specific transcription factor domain-containing protein. Gene Ontology annotation, biological process: DNA-templated transcription. Gene Ontology annotation, cellular component: nucleus. The record is from RefSeq and is a predicted model, not a curated record. The coding region runs from base 1 to 981 and encodes 326 amino acids. The transcript has a single exon. NCBI's taxonomy places the organism in Eukaryota, Fungi, Ascomycota, Eurotiomycetes, Eurotiales, Aspergillaceae. Gene Ontology annotation, molecular function: zinc ion binding; DNA binding.
AUGAGGAUGGGCUACCAUCGUGAUCCUUCUAACUAUCCAAAUAUCUCUAUAUUUGCUGGCGAGAUGAGACGGCGCGUGUGGGGCGUCAUUAUUCAACUCGACAUCCUAGUAUCGCUUCAGGUUGGCCUACCCCGGCUAAUCAACGAAAGUGGCUCCGAUACCAAAGAGCCACGAAAUAUUCCCGAAGAGGAGAUGGGUCCGGAAAUGACUGUUCUACCUGCCUCGCAGUCGGACUCCAGUGGCGCAGUUCCAUCUUAUAUGAUAUCAAGGACAAGGUUGGUCUCUGUUCUAGGAUUAAUUCAAGGCCAUAUAACAUCGGUCCACCCGAUGUCUUAUAGAACUGUGAUCCAAUUACAUGAAACAUUGACUUCUCAACAUGACGCUCUGCCGACAAGCUUGAAGGUUCGAAAAUGUCCUCUUGUCACAGAUUCUACGGCGGUAGUGAUGAGGCGCCUGUCAUUAGACCUCUUGUUCCAAAAAUCUCGAUGUGUGCUGCACCGGCUAUAUAUGAAACCGGAAAAUCGUUGGUCUUGGGAGACGUGUAUUGACGCCGCUCUGACCAUCAUUUGUCACCAGUCUUAUGUUUAUCACGAAACCCAAUCAGGUGGAUUGCUAAGCGGCCAUCCAUGGAAAAUCAUCUAUUUAUCGACAUAUGACUUCCUCCUUGCUAGUAUGGUUUUGUGCCUUGGACUUCAUCGAGGAAUCAGUCCAGAGUCGGGUUCUUCUGUAAUAGGUCUAGAUUUGAAUAGCCAGAAACCCGUAGCAUUACUGAGUGCGAUUGAGGAUUCAUAUAUGAUUUGGGCGGACUGGUGUACAGUGAUAAAAGAUACAAAGCGAGUGCUUGAUAUUGUGAAGAUCAUGCUAGAUCGAAUGAAACAGGCGACUUUAGGAUCUUCAAGAGACCAUCCCAGGCAGAACUCCAUGAAUCUAACUAUUGUUCCGGAGAGUGACUCGGGUAUGAUAAUGAUCCUGUGGCUCUGA